AUGGUUGUUCAGAACUGUGCUGUGGACGCCUCAGACGAUAUUCGAACAAUCUGUGUGGUUGUGGCUGUGGGAAUAUGCGUCGCAAUCUGCUUUCAAAAAACUUACUCUUGUAUUGUGAAAUGGGAGAAGGCGAUAAGAAUAUCCUUAGCUAUCCAGGGUGGAUAUGUUCGCAAUGACGAUCGUUUGAUGAAUAAAGAGGUGCAAAAAGCGGCACAAAGGCGGCCUUCGAGAUUUGCCCUAAUAUGGGAACUCGUUUCGAUUCGAUUACUUUUCUAUCUUCUCGGACGUGCUGUGGGAGAAUAUCCACGUUCUUUCCUGCUACUGUCAAUGCUCAUGUCGCUUACAUCGAUGGGUAUGAAAUAUUUGCUACUUCGCGAUAAUAUACGAGAAGGCUAUACACCAGUCAAUGCUGAGUCGUACUAUGAAUCUCUAGUGAUGCGUGAAUUUUCAAAUUCUUCCGUCGAUCCCAUGAGACUAGCUUGUAUGAUGUUGGCUAGAGACGGGAAGUCAAUGCACCGAAAAGAGUAUCUCGAUGAAGCAGAUCGAAUUGUUAAAGCAAUAUAUGGUUUAACUGUGAAGAGUGGCCACCGCCGAAUAAUCUACAGGCAAAUUUGUGAGCCAUACUGUUUUGGAACUGAGGCCUUCAAAACGUUCAAGGAGUACUUUGACAGGCAAUAUAAAAUGGCAGUGGAAUAUGGUUACUUCAGUUCUUUAUAUAAUUUGACGUAUCCAUAUUCGACUAUUAUUCAAGAGAGAAUGCCCAUUGACAAUUUCUUCUUCGGGGUGAAGCUCAUAGACCAGAAUGAAACGGAAGCAGCAAAGAACAAGUCAAGGAUUAAAAGAGUAGUGGAUUGGUUGGAAUAUUGGGUUAAAACCUAUGAUAUCGAUCGAACGAGACCAAUCGAGUAUCAGAUAACAAAUAUGGAACACGUAACUCUAUUAGCUUUGUUCUUAUACGGCAGUAAGAAUACUAAAUUUGCUGUAACCGAUCUAUCACUAUGGGAACUUGGAGUAUAUGACUGGGCCAAACGAUAUAAUAAAGGAAUGUUUACCAAGAAGACAUUGAUUGAACUUUUCAUUUUCGGAAACCAUAUUUUGGACAUGGAAGUCAAUGCAGAUAACAGAAAACUAGCUCCCUAUUUUGGUGGAGGCUUUGGGUUCAUGAUAGGAAUUGUCGUCUUUUUUGUUUUUUCAAGUGCAUAUUAUAGCGAUGCAUUGGAUUCUGGUAAAAUCCUAAUCGGAAUUGGUGCCAUAUUAUGUCCUCUUCUUGCCAUUACCUGUACUUAUGGUAUACUUUCACUUAUGCAAUUACCUAUAAAUUCGUUAUUGUUUGUAAUGCCAUUUUUGAUAAUGGGAGUAGGCGUGGACUCCUCGUUUUUGAUGACGUAUUCAUGGCAGAAGUUAGCAAAUAAAAAAUGCUCGACUUCAGAGAGGUUAGGCGUGGUUUAUCAGGAUUGUGGGCCAAGCAUCACCAUAUCUUCUCUAACCAACAUACUAGCAUUUGCAGUGGGUUAUCUAACACCAACUCCUGAAGUGCAAGCGUUUUGUUUCGGAACUGCUACUGCUAUGGGUCUCACAUAUAUUUUUCAAAUGAUUUUGUUCGGCCCAACUCUAGCAGUAGCCGCUGCUUCUGAAAACCCGAAAUCUUACGUUGAAAGCUUAAGAGGGUGGAGAAGUCAGAUUGAUGUGAUCUCUCGUGUAUUAUUCCGCAUACAUUGUGUUAUUGUAAGUCAUGGAUACAUAGCACUACUCAUCCUAAUUGCAACACUAGUAUACUGGUACUACUCCAUAGAUGGCAUUCUUACGAUGAGAAUCAGUUUGGAUUCAGCGAAGAUUCUUCCAAGAGAUUCUCUGCUUCAUAAACCUAAUUCACUUCUCACAGAUUUCGUAUGGAAGGAAAAUCUUAUGCCGUAUAUUUUUGUCAACACACGUUUCAAUAUAACAGAUCGUAAUUUAACGAAACAAUUCUGGAAUGCAUUGAAAGAGUUGGAAUCACUUCCACACUGUAAAGGACCCAAUUCAUCGUAUGUAUGGUAUAGAAAUUUUGUAAACGAUAACAUUAAAACGAAGAGCGAUUACCCGCUUGAGGAUAUUGUGGAUCCGAAAAAAUUGAGCAUUUUCCUCGCACUUGAUGCACGUCAUUUCAAUACGUCGAUGAAGCUGAGCAAUUCAAGCGGAACCCUUACAGUGGAGAGAUUUUUCAUCAUAUUAGCAUACACAAAUGUUUCGAAUUGGGAUAUUCGCAUAAAGUUGAUGACACAGUGGCGAGAAAUAAUUGCGAAAUAUCCCGACCUCAACAUGACUGUAUAUGAGGAGGGAGGAAUGUUCGUUGAUCAAAUGUUAAGUCUCAAGAGACUUACGGUACAGACUGCUCUUCUGACUCUUUUGUCUAUGACCGCUAUAUGCGCCAUAUUCAUAGGAAGACCUUGGAGUGUGCUGACAGCUUGUGCAUCGAUGGCCUCCAUAAGUAUUGGUGUCAUUGGCAUCAUGUCAAAGCUUUCCUUCGAACUUGAUCCAGUUGUGAUGAUAGCGCAUCUGAUGACUAUCGGAAUGAGUGUGGACUACGUAGCUCAUGCUAUUUACCAUUUCCAGCGUGACAGCAGAAGUGAAGUGAAAGGUGGGAUAUCAGUACAAGUAGCUCUCAAAAGCAUGGCGGAAAAAGUGGAGCACACCGUUCUUUCCGUCGCAUGGCCUAUGGUGCAAGCUGGAUUGUCGACUGUUUGCUGUGUUCUUCCGUUAACUUUUGCAGCGACCUACUCUUCAUCGGUAUUCUUCAGUGCAAUUUUGUUGGUGGUUUUGUUCGGUCUCACACAUGGUCUCAUUAUACUACCAUCAUUUCUAAGCCGUUUUUCGGGAUGGUUCAAUAUAUAUAACUGUUGCAAUAUGAGGAGAGAAAGUGGAGGUGGUACAACAACGAAUCUGCCGAACACAUCGCUACAUUCCCAUGACAGCUAUACAUCUGAGUCACAAGAAAAUUCCUCGAAAACCAAUCCAGAAUAA
Necator americanus (New World hookworm) is the source of this 3000-nucleotide messenger RNA. RefSeq lists its product as uncharacterized. Bases 1 to 3000 code for a protein of 999 amino acids. Gene Ontology annotation, cellular component: plasma membrane; cytoplasmic vesicle membrane. Lineage: Eukaryota; Metazoa; Nematoda; Chromadorea; Rhabditida; Ancylostomatidae. The transcript is spliced from 27 exons. The record is from RefSeq and is a predicted model, not a curated record. Gene Ontology annotation, biological process: molting cycle, collagen and cuticulin-based cuticle; endocytosis.